GGAAAUGGCCGAUAACAAUAUUUCAAUUUUGAUACCGGUAAUGUUUAAAUAUUACUUUACGUUGCAGGUUUCCAUCUUUAUACCCUUGUGACGAAGAGGAAUCUAGGAAAAAGUUGUGAAAUUCUGAAAAAAGACCUGUAUUUGUAUUAGAAGUCGUCAAUGACAAGACGGUUUUGUAAGGUCAGAUUUUUGAUAUCUCAAAGAUCCAUUUCUCCGUAUGGUCAGUAAUCACCAGAAAUGAGAUGCAGAGGUGUCACGAACUUAGUCAACGACUUGGAACCCUUUUAAAAGGGUCCUCAUAUAUACCAAAUAGAACACUUAUGAGGCUGCAUAAGAUAUGGAUUGAAAUCAGAUCCACACUUCAUUAGGGAAGCUGCUGAGGUCAUUACAUAUUUUUAUGGACAUGAACACGCUCAGUCUGCAUAUCAUAUCCUAGUUGCAAAUUACCAGCUUCACAGUCUGUUUAGAAAAAUUGUUUUCCUUUAACCACCUGUUGUCCCCCUACGAACAACUCUCCAGAGUCAAAACUUGUGAGAGCAAAGACUAACUAGGUUUUACCUUUCACCUUGUGAUUCCUACACGAGGAAGUUAGCAAUAAGUAGGUAAUACAUGCCGUACUACUCCCAAGAAGAAGUAUUGUUUCCACACGAUUUGUGCUUUAAUUAAAGCUUUUAAUGUGUGAUUCCGUGUUGGGAAUCAUACGUUAAAAGGUAAGACCUCGUUAGUCCUUAGCUCGCACAAGUUCUCAACUUCUGAGAGUUGUCGUUCGUAUGGGAGCAAUAGAUGAUUAACGGAAAAACAGAUUUUUUAAUCUAAAUGCGUCCAGCAGUUAUGGUGAACCAAACCAACGCAUCUUAUGUCAUUAUCAGAAUGUGAGGGGUCUCAACAGUAAAAUUGACUCAUUCAACGCAGCUGUUAGUGAUUGUGAAUUUAAUGUUUCAAAUUGUGAACUCUUUACAAGCUCUUACUGUGUACAUCGAAAAGAUCGCAAACUGGAAAUUGUGGAUGAGAAUGACCACACGGAAAGACAAGAUAAUAGCCUUACUGCCACCUCCUGAUUCGGAUGGUGGAACAAGCGACGAUGAUGCAGAGAAUUUUGAGGGUUACGGUGAUAGGUAUUCUUCUGAUACAUCCGAAGCACCCUCUAUUCCUGAUUCCGUAGCUGAAGAAUUAGAUUCAAUUCUGAGAUACUCCGAUACCGACACCGAGGAUGUUUUGAAAGGAGAUGACAAUAACUGUGAAGCAUUCGUAUUCAAGACACCUGUCAAAAAUAUCCCUCCGUUCACAUACACUCCAACACCUAAAUCUAUAUUUACUCCGCUGAACAACAGUAGUGAUAGUAGCAAAGAACAUAAUAAAGAGAAUACAGAACCUUGAUAAUUUAGAACAAGAAAAAAAUAAAGCAGAAAGGGCAAAAUAUGGAAAAUUCAGAAAAAAAUACUAAGGGUCACAAAAAAAAGUACGAUUACAAGUGGUCCAAUGAAAAAAUUCAGUUUUCCUGUCGACAUUCCCGUCAACAAUUUCACAUUGCCGGAGGUAAUGAAGUCACCUAUGGAAUAUUUCAAAAUGUUCUUCUCUGAUGACCUCCUACAGUU
This is a messenger RNA of Leptinotarsa decemlineata (Colorado potato beetle), 1595 nucleotides long. RefSeq lists its product as uncharacterized. The record is from RefSeq and is a predicted model, not a curated record. NCBI's taxonomy places the organism in Eukaryota, Metazoa, Arthropoda, Insecta, Coleoptera, Chrysomelidae.